UUUUAGGUUGUCCGCAAUGGAAGAAAUUCAACUUGAAAAAACAAUUGGUCCGACUGGUUCAUCUGCAAAUAUCAGCAGGAAACGUGCAAAUGUGGCUGAUCACAAAAAUCAUGCAUUGCUUGAUUUUGUGGAAACAUUGGUAGAUCAUCAUCAAGAUUUGGUGAUACUAGAGACGGAUAACACUUUGGAAACUUUGGAUGUAAUGAUUGAAAUUCCAUCAUUUCAAUGCACAAAAUGCAGAAAGCAAGAAGUGAACGUCAGAGAUUUUGUAGAGCACUACCUUGAACACGAAGUCAAAGUGCACAGAGUAUCCUAUGAACAUUUGGGUGUUGUAAAGCCAGAGAUUAACGAUAAAAUCAAGGAAGUUGUUGCAACUGUUCAAAGCAAUGGAAACAUCAAAAAAAAAGUCACAAACAGUAAUUUCACCAUUCGUUGUUCCUUGGAUUCUCCACUUGCCUCGUUUUUGUCAAUGCAAUAUUUAAAAAUAUAUCUGGAUGAGGUGCCGUCAAAUAAAUCAUUUACUCGGAAAUAUGUGAAAGUUGAAUUGCAGCGCCCAGAAAAACAAUACAAUAUUCAUUUCGACUUCACGUUUAUUGAUAGAGCGGUUACAAGAAUAAAAACCGAGCGUGAGACGAAGAAACAAAAAAAAUUAGUGGAAUACUACGAGAAAAAAUGUCAACGAGCACAGGUUGCCGAAGAAGACCUGCUUUUUAAAAAGAACAGAACCGAAGAAGAAACAAAGUGCUUGGCACUUGCAUUGAAUUUACCGGAAAAUUUCACGCAUAUGCAGCUAUAUAUGGCUAUGAAAUCAAUGGCCGAUCAUAAGCCAAACCUUCCAGAAAACACUCUGAAAUAUGAUGCUGCAAUUGAUCAGGAGGGAAAUUAUAUGACAAAAGAGCAGCGAAAAUUGAUUUCAACGCUGUCAAACAACUUCAUGUACGUUUCGGGAAGCAAUCGUCGUUGCACCAGGAAGAAACCUGUCUCUUCAACCGAAUAAAUGACACGGACCAGAUAUUCUCAUUAGAUUCUCACGCGUAGUAUUUAUCUUAAAUUUUGUGAUAAUGAUUAAUACCACUCUCUUGUUUCUAUUCUUAUCAUACUUUAAACUUUUCUUGGUUCCUGCAUAUUACUUGAAACAUCUAUUUAUUCGAAUUUCAAUUGUUUGGCAAUUUACCCCGUUCAUCUCAGAUCAUAUAAUAUCUAUUUUAAAUGUGCUGUUUUCAAUCACCAAUUUAAAGGUGGACUACGCUCAGUGGGGAAAUUGCUUUAAAACAUGCCUAUGGUACCACAAUGACCGAAUAUCAUGAUAAAAAAAUUCAAAAAAAUGUUCUAGAUUUUAUAUGAUUUUUUCAAAAUUGAAAAAUCUCAGUUUUCACCUAACUAUUUUUGAAUUUCCGCCAAUUGGAUUUGUUUGGUGGAGCGCGCUUGCAUUAUUUUUAUCAAUUAAUUUUUUUUCUCGUUAUUUGACUGAUUUUCUUCAUUUUCUAUGAUUUUUCCUCGGAAAAUGGAAGAAAUAAACAAGAAAAAUCCAAAGUGUUUGUUAAAAAAUAAUUAAAAAUGCGUAAAACUAGGAUAUUUUGAGUUCCGACGACAACAAGCCUGAAAUUAGUAUAUUUUACAGUUUUACUCAUUUUCAAUUAUUUUUUAACAAUCAUUUUGCAUUUGUCUUGUUUAUUUCUUCCAUUUUCCAAGGAAAAAACAUAGAAAAUGAAGAAAAUCAGUGAAGUAAUGAGAAUAAAUAAAAUAAAUAAAUAAAAAUAAUGCAAGCACGCUCCACCGAACAAAUCCAAUUGGCGGAAAUUCAAAAAUAAUUAGGUGAAAACUGAGAUUUUUCAAUUUUGAAAAAAUCAUAUAAAAUCUAGAAAAUUUUUUUGAAUUUUUUAAUCAUGAUAUUCGGUCAUUUUGGCCCCAUAGGCGUGUUUUAAAGCAACUUCCCCACUGGUCCACCUUUAAUGGUGAUUGAAAGCAUUUUUAUUGUUUUUUCUGAUGUAAAAUUUGCUUUAUUAGAAUUGUAUCACAAAAUUGGAAAAUGAGAUCAAAAUUACAACGAUCACAACUGUUCUGCACCAUUCAAUAAAUUAUGAAAAAUAAAAAAUAAUCUAAGU
Caenorhabditis elegans is the source of this 2105-nucleotide messenger RNA. RefSeq names its product C2H2-type domain-containing protein (gene F21G4.5). Lineage: Eukaryota; Metazoa; Nematoda; Chromadorea; Rhabditida; Rhabditidae. The record is from RefSeq and is marked reviewed. The coding region runs from base 17 to 997 and encodes 326 amino acids. The transcript has 6 exons.